AAGAAGAGGGAGGUACCGGUUGCCGUAGGUACCUGCUUCCUAUCUGUUGUUGGUGUCAUCUAUCUUGCUUCAAAUUACAGAAUGGCACAGUGGGGUGCCAUAUUCUCAAUAAUUGCUGCUCUCGGAGGAGCAGCACUUUUAGCCUCUGUACACAAGAUAGACGAGGGACACACUGGAGUUUACUACAGGGGAGGGGCUCUCCUGACCACCACCAGUGGCCCUGGUUUCCACCUUAUGCUUCCAUUCAUCACCACCUACAAGUCUGUUCAGACGACGCUGCAGACCGAUGAGGUGAAGAACGUACCAUGCGGCACAAGUGGAGGAGUGAUGAUUUACUUUGAUCGCAUAGAGGUGGUGAACUAUCUCGUUCCAUCAGCAGUGUACGACAUAGUGAGGAACUUCACCGCAGACUACGAUAAAGCUUUGAUAUUCAACAAGGUUCACCACGAGCUCAACCAGUUCUGCAGUGUCCACUCACUGCAGGAGGUCUACAUCGGCUUGUUUGACCAAAUUGAUGAAAACCUAAAGUUGACUCUACAAGAGGAUCUAACAUCCAUGGCACCUGGACUCAUCAUACAGGCAGUCCGUGUGACAAAACCCAACAUCCCAGAGAGCAUUCGCCGGAACUACGAGCUCAUGGAGAGCGAGAAGACGAAGCUGCUGAUCUCUCAACAGACACAGAAGGUUGUGGAGAAGGAGGCAGAGACAGAGAGGAUCAAAGCUGUGAUAGAGGCUGAGAAAGUGGCUCAAGUGGCAGAGAUCAAGUUUGGGCAGAAAGUCAUGGAGAAGGAAACUGAAAAAAGGAUCUCUCAAAUCGAAGACGGCGCUUUCCUGGCCAGGCAGAAAGCCAGGGCAGAUGCAGAGUUCUAUACAGCACAGAGAACUGCCGAGGCCAACAGGCUGAAGUUGACACCAGAGUACCUGCAGCUCAUGAAGUACAAGGCCAUCGCAGCCAACAGCAAAAUCUACUUUGGGAAUGACAUACCACAGAUGUUUGUGGACUCUGGCUCUGCAGGGAGCUCCAUAAAAGCCUCUGCAGCCAUGGACAUUGUGGGUGAGCAGAUCCUGGACCUGGAUUAAAUAAUGGGACUCACAGGACCACCCAGGGAUGGAGGACUAUCUGCUGGAGGGCAGUAGCCUGGCCCACAGGCUGGCUGGCUUGCAGGUUCGCCCUCUGGCCCAGAGAAGCUCUGCUGACCAGGGCCUGUAUUUCUCAAACAUCUCAGAAUCACUGCUAGAAAUCACUUUGACAGUUUGAGUAGGAAGUCAAAAUCUUCUACCUCAGAUUAAAGGACCCAAAUUAUUUUUGAGGCUUCGCAUACCUCUGUUUUUUCUGACAGAAAAUGCCAUCAUUUGCAUUCAGAACUAUAAAUUAGAUGGAGCAAAAACUACUUUAAAUAGCAUCACCUGUGGGUGUAUGAUAAGAUCCUUUUUAAAACUGACAUUUAGCCAAAACAAUAAUUUAAAGGAAUUGUCCCUACUGCUGCUCAGCUUUAACAGUCUGUGUGGAAAGUGCACCCAGUCACAACGUCACAGAUCACAAAUCAAUUACUACUUAUGUGCUUACACUGUGUUAUCUCUUUAUGUGAAAUGUGUCCCAAUUGAGCAUUUGAUGCACUGAUAUUUGCAACCAUUUGUUCUGAAGAAUAAAACGCAAAAAUAUUUUCUAAUCAA
Seriola dumerili (greater amberjack) is the source of this 1674-nucleotide messenger RNA. RefSeq names its product erlin-2 (gene erlin2). Gene Ontology annotation, biological process: SREBP signaling pathway. Gene Ontology annotation, molecular function: cholesterol binding; ubiquitin protein ligase binding. Gene Ontology annotation, cellular component: endoplasmic reticulum; endoplasmic reticulum membrane. NCBI's taxonomy places the organism in Eukaryota, Metazoa, Chordata, Actinopteri, Carangiformes, Carangidae. The transcript is spliced from 12 exons. The record is from RefSeq and is a predicted model, not a curated record. The coding region runs from base 82 to 1080 and encodes 332 amino acids.